CAGCCAUCUGCCUUCCCGCCAUACUCAACACUCGACACAAAACACAAACUAUUAUCUUAUUCAGUCAUUUGUUCUGUGGUCAUUUGUGGCCUCGUGGGAUGGUUUACGAACCGCAAAACAACGAUGGCCUCAACAAAAAAUCCAGUGCUUUUAUAUGCCUACAAAUUGACUAAAAUACUUUCUUUGGAAGACGAGGCUUGGCAUGUGAGUGUUUACGUGUUUGGUUAUGAAAUAUCUUACGGAAAUAGUGGUAUCAAUAUAGAAAAAAUAAUGGAAAAUGAACCUUUCGAAACGAGAUUCAUGGGUCAUACAGAUCGAACCGGUACAGAAUUGUAUCAUUUUCUGGAGGAGAUAAAUACCGAAUGGACCGCCGAAACAUACGAUGUAUUAAGAAACAAUUGUCAGCAUUUUGCUGAAAAGGUUCUUAAAUUUUUAAGAGUCGGUAAAAACGUUCCUGGCAAAUAUACCGAUCUCCCAACAAGGAUUUGUAGAGCUUGGGGAUCAUGUGUCAGUGUGCCAAGCACACUUAUUACUUCAUUUACUAAAAGUUAUGGUCUACAUUCCCCCAGUCGAAGUAUUGCAAACUUUGGCGAGCAGAUAAAAAAGGAAGAAGAAAGAGAAAGACGAAUAGCUCUUUGCGAAAGAAACAAGCAAACAGCUUUUUCCAAAAUAAAAGGGCUGUUUCAAGCUCAUCCCGAAAAAACUUCUUCUGUAAUAAUUGAAGAAAUAAGUACAGUGCAAAACGGAUCAUAUAAUUCGAACCAAAUUGCAGUCCAACGGCGUAACCAGUAUCCUAAGCAAUAUAAUAAUAAAAUCAUUAGCUCUGGACGUAAUGACCAAAUUACAUUGAAGAUACAUAUUAACAGAUAUGUUUUGAAAGGAUUGUUUUAUCUUAUACUUACGACAAUAACAAUAAGUUUAUUCACUAGAUAUGUUUGAGUCUUGUUCUUAAUUUUUUUACACAGUGUACAGCUAGCGCAGAUUAUUUUGUCUAUGGUAGGAUGUAAUUUGCGCACUUGUUUUCACACCUUUAUACUAUUUUAUUGGCCACAAUAUAAGUCUUAUUUUUAUGAUGUAUAAUAAAUAAAUAAAAUUUUCAUAUUAGAAUAAAAAC
Messenger RNA from Psylliodes chrysocephalus, 1114 nucleotides. Lineage: Eukaryota; Metazoa; Arthropoda; Insecta; Coleoptera; Chrysomelidae. The record is from the annotation of a GenBank genome assembly.